AAAUACGAUAGGGUUUGAGAAAAUAAUCAAGUUAAAAAGUAGUAGGUCUAUAAUCUUCAACUUCAGCAAUAUAUCAACUAAGAAAAUUUAUUGAAAAUGGGAAAACGAGAUGCAAUGUUUGACACUGUAAUGCAGUCCGUUGGAAAUAAUGGACCAUUUCAGAAAAGAUUCAAUUAUUUGUACAAUCUAAUAUUUGCAAUUGUAGCAGCCAUGCCUUGUAUGAAUAUUAUUUUGGCCUUAUCUGUACCAGAUCACUGGUGUCAUGUUCCCGGAAGAGAAUUUACAAAUUAUACUAUAGACGAAUGGAAGAAUCUCACUUUACCAAAAGAAAUCAAUAAUAAAGGUAUAGAAGCUCCAAGUUCCUGUAAAAUGUACAAUAUCACAGAUGCUAGUGACCUCCAUCUGGAUUAUAAUUAUUCAAUAACAAAGUGCAUUUACGGCUAUGAAUAUGAUACCAGGUGGUAUGAGCUCACGAUACCUUCUCAAGAAGAUUGGGUUUGCGACAAAGCUCUUCGAGUCACCAACAUGUUUUGUGGUUGCUAG
Messenger RNA from Ctenocephalides felis (cat flea), 543 nucleotides. RefSeq lists its product as uncharacterized. NCBI's taxonomy places the organism in Eukaryota, Metazoa, Arthropoda, Insecta, Siphonaptera, Pulicidae. The coding region runs from base 97 to 543 and encodes 148 amino acids. The record is from RefSeq and is a predicted model, not a curated record. The transcript is spliced from 4 exons.